Messenger RNA from Saxophila tyrrhenica, 1620 nucleotides. RefSeq lists its product as uncharacterized. The record is from RefSeq and is a predicted model, not a curated record. Gene Ontology annotation, biological process: transmembrane transport. Gene Ontology annotation, cellular component: membrane. The transcript is spliced from 5 exons. Bases 1 to 1620 code for a protein of 539 amino acids. Gene Ontology annotation, molecular function: sulfate transmembrane transporter activity. NCBI's taxonomy places the organism in Eukaryota, Fungi, Ascomycota, Dothideomycetes, Mycosphaerellales, Extremaceae.
AUGUCUGCCACCGGUCGACCCACUGUUGACGAGCGUUCAGCUCCUGGAGGCAUUGCUCUCACCAGAGACACUACUUCCGACAGUUCGAGAGAUGCUGAAAAGUCCCCUGAGACUGUCAGUGCCGAUUCCCUGGACUUGGACCAGCUGCCACCAACAGCUCAAUACGGGGCGGUGUUCCCACAUGUAUUUUCCCACCCGGACCGCGAGCAGCACUGGCGCGAGGUCUUCGAGCGGAGCCAAUACGAGGGCCGCCAUAGAUUCGAUCCCUCUUUCUCCUGGACCGGACAGACGUUGGAUCUCGUCCGACGCAACAUCAAUCGGGCCAUAUCCGAUAACAUGCUUGACGACAUUGGCGUCAACACCAACGAUUACAACACCGGUCAAACAAUAUACUUCAUCUGCUUCCUGUUCGCCGAGCUGCCGGGUGGUCUUAUCAGCAAGAAGAUCGGUCCGUAUCGGUACACACCAGCUGCCAUCGUCCUCUGGGGAGCAUUCUGUGCUGCUCAAGCCGGCAUCAAAGGUCGAGCGAGCUUCUGGGCGUUGCGAGCGGUCCUCGGUUUCUGUCAAGGUGGCUUCAUUCCAGAAAUGGUGCUGUACCUCAGCUACUUCUACAAAGGCAACGAGCUUCCCAUCCGCCUGAGCAUUUUCUGGACUGCCAUUCCGUUGACACAGAUCUACGGCAGUCUCAUGGCGGCGGGACUGCUGGAGAUGAGGGGCGUUCAAGACUGGGCGGGCUGGCAAUGGCUCUUCCUCGUCGAAGGCCUCAUAUGCGUCGUUGUCGGCCUCAUCAGCUUUCUCGUCAUGCCGGGUUCUGUUUGCGAGCCUGCCCUCGCAUUCAAGCGCAAGGAUGGCUCGAACAAGUGGUGGAGCGAGAAUGAAGAGAAGGUCCUCGUCAACCGCAUCCUGCGUGACGAUCCCACGAAAGGGGACAUGAAUAGCCGUGAGGGCAUUGACUGGAGGGGACUGUGGUCCGCCUUCACCAACAUCGACCUCUGGCCGAUUUACAUUCUCGGUAUCUCCGCCUACAUCCCCUUCCAGCCGACCGCCAACUAUUUGUCGCUCAUCCUGCGCAACAUGGGCUACUCGGUCUUCAUGUCGAACAUUCUCGCCAUCCCGGGCUUUGCACUUUUUGCCAUCAACAUCCUGGUCUUCGGGAAGCUGUCUGAGAAACUCGACGAGCGCUGUUUGGUUGCGUCAGGAUCGAACCUUUGGAUGCUGCCGUUCUUUAUUGGCCUUAUCGCUAUUCCCGACACGGCAUCACCAUGGGUGAGAUACGUGCUCCUGACCGGCGUCAACGGCAUUCCGUACACCCACUCCAUCCUCGUAGGCAUGACGAGUCGCAACGCCAAAAGUGUCGCCACUCGUACCGUGUCCGCAGCGGUGUACAACAUGUGCUAUCAAGUCGGAUCGAUCAUCGCCGUGAACGUCUACCGCGAGGAAGACAUGCCCUACUACUACACUGGCAACCGGGCCAUGACGGCGCUCUGCGUUGUCAACAUCGCUCUGUUCGUCGCAGCCAAAUUCUUCUACAUUUGGCGCAACAAAGUCGCAAUGCGAAAGUUUGCCGGCCUGCCAGAGUCUGAGAAGAGCAAGGCUGUGGCGGUACUGUUCGCACACUAG